GCCUCCCCGACUUGUGCUGAUUUACCCAUUCAUGUGACACACUGUAGUUUGUUUUUAUCUAUUGCUGACUCAUUCUGCCAAUGUAGUAAAUGAGUUUUGACCCUGUAUGAGGCCCUGAAUCAUGAACAUAAACAAUGAUUAACUUGGAAAGAGCCCUUCCUCCAGGGGCUCACAGACUGUUAGGACUAGUGGCAUUACUUCAUCUGUGGAGGAAGAAAAAGCCUAAGCAUCAUGCCGCAAGAGCAGCCGAGGAAGGAGAAACGAUUUCUGUUCACAUCCGAGUCUGUAGCAGAAGGACACUCGGAUAAAAUGUGUGACCAGAUCAGUGAUGCGGUUUUGGAUGCACAUCUCCAGCAGGAUCCAAAUGCAAGAGUGGCUUGUGAGUGUGUUGCAAAAACUGGGAUGAUUUUAUUGUGUGGUGAGAUCACUUCAUCAGCUACAGUGGAUUAUCAGAAGGUUGUGCGCCACACCAUCAAAAAGAUUGGCUAUGAUGACUCUUCCAUAGGGUUGGAUUAUAAAACAUGCAGUGUACUGCUCGCUCUGGAUCAGCAAUGCCAGGAGAUUACUAGUACUGUCUUUGAUGGCAAAACAGAUGAAAACAUUGGAGCUGGAGAUCAGGGUUUAAUGUUUGGUUAUGCUACAGAUGAAACAGAAGAAUGUAUGCCUUUAACUAUUCUACUAGCCCACAAACUGAACGCAAAAAUAAAAGAACUCAGAGUUACUGGAGUGUUGCCAUGGCUACGACCAGAUGGAAAAACACAGGUUACAGUGGAGUACAGAGACAAUAAUGGGGCAAUGGAGCCAAUUCGUGUCCAUACAGUUGUGAUUUCAGUUCAGCAUGACCCCAGUGCACUGCUUCAAAUGAUGAGAGAAGAAUUAAAAGAAAAAGUCAUCAAAGCUGUCAUCCCUGCAAAAUACCUAAAUGAAGAAACAAUUUACCAUAUCCUUCCCAGUGGGAAGUUUAUCUUUGGUGGCCCACAGGCUGAUGCUGGACUUACUGGUCGUAAGAUCAUUGUUGAUACAUAUGGAGGAUGGGGAGCUCAUGGUGGUGGUGCAUUCUCUGGCAAGGACUUCUCCAAAGUUGAUCGGUCAGGAGCAUAUGCAGCUCGCUGGGUGGCAAAGUCCCUCGUAAAAGCUGGUCUUUGUAGAAGAGUACUGAUACAGCUGUCUUAUGCCAUUGGCUUGAGCUAUCCCCUGUCAAUAUCUGUAUUCCAUUAUGGCACGUCACACUUAGAAGAAGAAGAGCUUCUAGAGAUAGUGAAGAAAAACUUUGAUUUACGCCCUGGAAUCAUAGUGAGGGACCUGGACCUGAAGAAACCAAUCUAUCAGAAAACUGCUUGCUAUGGACAUUUUGGGAGAGAGGAAUUUACUUGGGAGCAUCCUAAAAAGCUGAAAUUAUAGAACUUUAUAUUGACUACUGACACUUGCAGGAUAUAUUUUAAGAUUCUGUUUGUAACCCAUCUCCCAUUCAGUCCUCUGCAUUUAGCGUGUCUUAUAAUCUGUUCAAAGUGAAGGUUAUCUGUAACACAUUAUAUAUCUGAUCAGUGAAUACAGUGAAAUCCUCGAAUAUAAUGUAGUGGUGUUGUGACUGAUGGAGUGACAUAGAAAGUAACAUAAGUUUGCUAACAAUUUCAUUCUUGACAUUGCAGUAAGCAGCCCUACCUCUGGGCUUCAUAUAUAGCAGCUGAUAUUGUACUUUCCUGUCUAAAGGAUGCAAUUUCAAUAAUAUGUGUUGUACCUCACCUCAAAGGAACUAAUCUGACCAGACAAAUUAAGCAAAUAAAUGCUGCACUUAAAACAUGCCAAGGCUCCCAUUCCUGCAUGAGACCCAGUGGCAUCACAUACAAACCAUGCCCUAUACUGGCUGCAGCAAUACUCCAAGUUUAACUAAAACACAGAAGCAUAGACAGUGAUGGAAGGAAAGCACUCAUAUUAUUAGGGAGAAGUAUGACUUGGGAUUCAUGCAAGAUCCCAGUCCUCAUUAUAACUCUCAUUCCAAUUCCUAAAUUAGUUUUUCACAACAACAGAGUUUCUUCACUCUUAUUGAAAUGUACUUGUCUGAAUGAGCUGAAUGUUUGUAUACUGUUCCACAGUUCAAAACAUUCUAUAAAUAUAUCAUACUGUUUCAUAUACUUGUAAAUCUCAGUCUUGUUAGCUUUAAGUUAUACUGCCGUGACCUUAAAUCAUAAUUGUGUUAACUUCCAUGCAAUUCAGUUGAUUUGUCUCAUUUACGAACCGACAUAUCUGUACAAUUUCAUGUAUAUCUUUCAGGCAAUGAGUAUGUAUUAAAAACAUUAAAGUAAUCCUCUUCA
This is a messenger RNA of Protopterus annectens (West African lungfish), 2312 nucleotides long. Its product is annotated as S-adenosylmethionine synthase-like. Lineage: Eukaryota; Metazoa; Chordata; Ceratodontiformes; Protopteridae. The coding region runs from base 232 to 1401 and encodes 389 amino acids. Gene Ontology annotation, molecular function: ATP binding; methionine adenosyltransferase activity. Gene Ontology annotation, cellular component: cytosol; methionine adenosyltransferase complex. Gene Ontology annotation, biological process: S-adenosylmethionine biosynthetic process. The record is from RefSeq and is a predicted model, not a curated record. The transcript has 9 exons.